Phymastichus coffea is the source of this 1892-nucleotide messenger RNA. Its product is annotated as transmembrane protease serine 9-like. The record is from RefSeq and is a predicted model, not a curated record. The transcript is spliced from 13 exons. Bases 1 to 1662 code for a protein of 553 amino acids. Lineage: Eukaryota; Metazoa; Arthropoda; Insecta; Hymenoptera; Eulophidae. Gene Ontology annotation, biological process: proteolysis. Gene Ontology annotation, molecular function: serine-type endopeptidase activity.
AUGGAUAUUCACAUCGCGGUCGUCGUGCUCUGUUUGCUUGUACGCUGCACCUACGCCGAGAUUCUCGCAGGUUUUGAUCCAAGAGAAUCCAUAGAUGAUCCCUCAACAACAAUUGGGAAGAAAAUCGUCGACGAAGAUGACCGAAGAAUUGUCGGUGGUUACAAAACCACAAUUUCCGAGCAUCCCUAUCAAGUUUUCUUGCGAUACAAUGGACGCUAUCGUUGCGGGGGUGCCAUACUCUCGGAGGAAUGGAUCAUCACAGCAGCGCACUGUUUAAAAUCAGUAUUCCCAAGCUCAUUGUCGAUAAAAGCUGGUUCGUCGACGCUGAGUGGUCGAGGUCAGGUCAAAACUGCGCGUGAGAUAAUCGUCCACGAAGACUACAGUGCGCGCGAGUCCGACUACGACAUCGCCGUUAUCCAACUUGAGUCGCCGUUGCAGUUCAACCGGAACGUACAACCGAUCGACUUGGCUUCCCACUCCGAUGACUAUUCAGAUGGUAGUGAAGCUACGACCUCCGUCACUUUGUUAGCCAACUCCGAGUGCCAACGAUUAUACGGACGUAAACGCAUUACUAACAGGAUGCUAUGUGCUGGCACUGGUGGCAGUGAUGCUUGCCAGGGCGACAGUGGUGGGCCAUUGGUGCAAGAUGGUCGGCUGAUCGGCGUAGUAUCGUGGGGUUUCGGCUGUGCCGAGGCUGCCUACCCUGGCGUUUACACGCGGGUCACGGCGUUGCGCGCCUGGAUCAGCGAAAAGACUGGAUACACGCAUUUAGCAUCAACCGACGACAAAAGACCAACAAGUACAUCAUCGUUGGCUAGCACUGCUCCAAUGUCCAGCUAUGCAUAUCAAGAAAAAUACUCAAAUACCGAGAAAACUAACGGCACUAUGCCACUAGCCAACAUGAGAAUCACCUUGUCACUACUCGCUGUACUCCUCGUCGAUCGUCAUUUCGUGUACGCAGAACGAUCAUUGUUGCCGGACCAUCGUAUAGUAGGUGGUGUCGAGGUGGACAUAGUACGGCAUCCUUAUCAGCUAACGUUACAGCGCUCGGGAUUGCACACUUGCGGCGCUUCGAUCAUAAGCCGGAAGUGGGCCGUCACCGCUGGUCACUGUGUCGGAGCCGAGACGUCGCUGUAUCGCAUCGGAGCUGGCAGUAGUAGCCGUAUCCAUGGCACUUUUCAUAAAGUCGCCAAAGUUAUACGUCAUCCCAACUACGAUUCUGCUGCCAUAGAUUACGAUAUAGCGCUGUUAAAGAUUGAGGACGAGUUCCAGUAUGGAGACAACAUGCGACCCAUCAAUCUACCCGAGAGAGAACUGCUGUCUGGCGAGAUUGUCAACGUGACUGGAUGGGGUGCCACCUCGCAAGGAGGAGCGAGUUCCGAGCAACUGAUGCGAGUGACACUGCCAAUAGUCGACCGCAAGACAUGCGAGGACGUCUAUACACGAGUAAAACCCAUCACCCAACGCAUGAUUUGCGCUGGUCAGUUGAAAACCGGCGGUAAAGACUCUUGCCAAGGUGAUUCUGGUGGACCUCUGAGUGCUAACAAUACACUCUAUGGAAUCGUGUCUUGGGGACAAGGCUGCGCUCAACCUCAUUACCCCGGCGUCUAUUCGAAUGUAGUUUUCUUGCGGCCGUGGAUCACCAAUGUGACUGGCAUUUAAAAGUGUUAUUGACAAGCGGGAAAUACACGAUGUCAAAAUUAUUUGAAGUCGUCGAUAUUAUUUUUUUUUUGCUUUAUUUCUGAGAUUUAUCGAAAAUUGUUACCUUUGGAAUUGCACGGUGUUGUAGAUAUGUGAAAAAUGAACUCUCCGGAUACAUCUCUAUGACUUAUUUAUUGUCAAUGUAAAAAUUAAAGAAAAGAACUUGUUAACUGAUGUUUCCAAGUAAUUUU